UACAGUUUCGUUGUCGAUUUUUGUUAGCCAGAACGUGCCGGUAAAAUUCCUUUUGUGCCGGUAAAAUUCCGUGCGCGGUGUGAUUUGUCCGUUCCCUCUAAUCGUUUAAAGCACCGAUAAUGAAAAGUUACGUGUUAGAUUUAAGUAACACAUUCACUGACCACCGCCGGAAGGUGUGCAUCGGGCGCAGACUAGAAUGGACUGCGGUAGGUCAAUUGAAGCAGGCCGUCGCCGAACUGUUUCACAUUUCACCGGAGGUUUUCAUAUGCUGCGAGCACGGUAUCUACUAUCCCGACACGGAACACAUCGACAUUCUGCCAGAUAAUGUAGCACUCAAGUUCAUGACAGCGCCAGAGAAACAGGACAAUUCGGACUCGGAGGAAAGCGUGAAGAUCGUGAACGCUGCGAAUCUUAAAAGAUGCAAUCAGCAUGUAAAUGGUUCACACGACAGUUCCUUGCUGGACAUCCCCAAACCAAAGCGACGGCGUGUGCGAAAACGCAAGCAGUCCUCUGCAGCCAAGGCUAGAAAACUUUCCGAAGAUACCUCCGAUGAAGUGGCUCCUCAUGCUGAAAAUAAACAACCCGAAGCCAAAUUGAAACCACCGACACAGGAGCCCCGAAUUGAAAGUCGCAUUGCAGAGGAGGCGGUGAUUCCUUUCCGGAAUUUGCGUACCGAAUUGAAGGCCAGAGUAGUACGAGCUAUUUCGCCAUCCUUUCCCGAACCAACAGCACAACAUAAUGGCAUUAGUAAUGGCGUAGAGAACGCAGGAACCGUUGGCAUUGACAUUAAACAGGAAACAAUCGUGCCAGAUUGUAACGGGAAUGCGGCUGUAGAAGUUGGUGCAGUUUAAUCGAUCCGAUUGAGUACCACUAAAAAGAAGUAGGUACAACAGGAAUGUACAUUUCUUUCCAAGCACUAAACGUCCUCGAUAACGUUUCCUGGCUGAGAGGUGAAGAGUUACAAAUUAUCUUGAAUUUUGAACAUUUCCUCACAUAUAAUAUCCUCUAAAUAAAUCCUCUUGUUCAAAAGAGCA
This is a messenger RNA of Anopheles aquasalis, 1034 nucleotides long. RefSeq names its product coilin (gene coil). Lineage: Eukaryota; Metazoa; Arthropoda; Insecta; Diptera; Culicidae. The record is from RefSeq and is a predicted model, not a curated record.